Carica papaya (papaya) is the source of this 1038-nucleotide messenger RNA. RefSeq names its product LOB domain-containing protein 41-like. The record is from RefSeq and is a predicted model, not a curated record. NCBI's taxonomy places the organism in Eukaryota, Viridiplantae, Streptophyta, Magnoliopsida, Brassicales, Caricaceae. Gene Ontology annotation, biological process: regulation of gene expression.
ACAAUUCCUCUAGUAUUUCCCUUUGCUCGUCACUUUCUCGCUCCCAAAACAGGGGCAAAACCCACCAUGCGAAUCAGCUGUAACGGGUGCCGAGCCCUCCGCAAAGGCUGCAGCGACGAUUGCAUCAUCAAACCCUGUCUCCAAUGGAUUCAGACUCCGGAAUCGCAAGCCAAUGCUACUCUCUUUCUUGCCAAGUUCUAUGGUCGUGCAGGACUCCUCAAUCUCAUCAAUGCCGGUGCCGAUGAUCUCCGCCCUUCUAUUUUUAGAUCACUGUUGUAUGAGGCAUGCGGGAGGAUCGUCAACCCGAUUUAUGGGUCGGCCGGGUUGUUAUGGUCCGGAAGCUGGCAGCUUUGCGAAGCCGCCGUCGAAGCCGUUCUCAAAGGCGAGGAGAUCGUGCAAGUUUCCUCGGAUGUGGCUCUGAGCAGCUCCACCCCACCCCUGAAGGCUGGCGACAUCCGCCACGUGUCAAAACAAGAGAGCUCAGACGUUUCCAAUCAGCUCUGCAAGGUCAAAACCCGGAGCCGUUUCAAGCGCCCGGCUAAUAAAUCCAAGAUCAACUCGGAGCGGGCUGAUGAGUCUAGGGAGGAUGAGGGGCUGAAACGGCGUCGGAAUGAGAAGUCUGAUGGAUCGGUGAUGGGUCCGAGUUGUGGAGGUGAUAGCGGCGCGGAAGGUGACAGCGUGUCAGUUGAGACGGUGGAGCCAUGCUUGGCGAAGUUGGAAGAACCAGCCGAUGGCAGUCAGCUUAAUUUGGAGCUGACCUUGGGGAUCUAGGCUGUAGCCGAGAGCUCACAGGUAGACGAGCUUUCGGCUCACGUGUCAGAAGUUGUGAUUGAUGGCAUGUGCAGGUUUCAAGCCGAUAAGCCGGUCGUUGUGGCUCGAGCCAUGAGAGACCAGAUUUGGUCCUGAAAAUCGCACAGUAACCCUUCUGAUGUUUUUUACGGUUACUGUCUUUUUUGGUUAGGUAAAAAGGUAUUGGGGGUCUUAGAAUCGAAAGUGUAAACAGUAACAGAGAGUUCUAACAAAAUUAAAUACAGUACA